This is a messenger RNA of Coregonus clupeaformis (lake whitefish), 2586 nucleotides long. RefSeq names its product GATA-binding factor 2. Gene Ontology annotation, biological process: positive regulation of miRNA transcription; cell fate commitment; negative regulation of transcription by RNA polymerase II. Gene Ontology annotation, molecular function: RNA polymerase II cis-regulatory region sequence-specific DNA binding; zinc ion binding; DNA-binding transcription factor activity, RNA polymerase II-specific. The record is from RefSeq and is a predicted model, not a curated record. Gene Ontology annotation, cellular component: nucleus. Lineage: Eukaryota; Metazoa; Chordata; Actinopteri; Salmoniformes; Salmonidae. Bases 478 to 1848 code for a protein of 456 amino acids. The transcript has 6 exons.
ACUCUUUUGGGACAGAAGGACAUAGCUUCCACAGCAGCAUCACCAACAAACGCGGAUUGAUUUUUAAGCAGUCAGGACCACUCCACCACCACCACUCCACCACCCAUAACUGUGCGCAUAACAGGGAAACGUCAGCGAGAACUACGUAGUGCCAGGCAGGCGAAACGGAGACCCGGUUAUAGGCUACCGGACUGAAUCUCUCAUUACUCCUCUCCAAGACAGAGCAGGACCAAGUCAGUCUGGUGGUGUCAGUAAGAGCCAAUAACACGGAUCAAGGAUUCUAUUUCUGAAGCAAAUAACCUUAAGGAGUGUGUGCCGAAAACCCGUAUGACAUCACUACUUCCAUCCUUUUCUCCACAUUUCGGGACUGUAAAAAGUGCUUAAUCCAGGAGAAGGACCACAUAAAGAUAAUUUAUAUUUUCAGAAAAAGUACGACGUUUUGGUUAUAUCUUGGAUAAAGAGAUCGACGACUUAGGUAUGGAAGUCGCAGCCGAUCAAUCUCGGUGGAUGGCGCAUCAUCACGCCGUGCUGAAUGGGCAGCACCCAGACUCCCAUCACCACAGCCUGACCCACAACUACAUGGAGCCCAUGGCGCCGCUUUUACCCCCAGACGAGGUGGACGUGUUUUUAAACCACUUGGACUCUCAGGGGAACCCCUACUAUGCCAACUCCCGGGCCAGGGUUACAUACAGCCAGGCACAUGCUCGCCUUGGGAGUCAGGUUUGCCGGCCACACCUCAUCCACAGCCCCGGCAUUCCGUGGCUGGACAGCGGGAAGGCGGCCCUCUCUGCUGCCCACCACCAUAACGCAUGGGCGGUCAGUCACUUCAGCAAGCCCGGACUGCAUCCUGCUAGCUCCGGCUAUCCUUGCAGUAGUAGCUCCAGCACUGCUCCAGUGUCUUCCCUCACCCCUGCGUCCCACUGCAGCCCGCACCAUCUCUACAGUUUCCCUCCUACGCCUCCCAAAGACGUGUCUCCGGACCUCGGCCCUACUUCUCCAACCUCCACCUCGACGAGAAUGGACGAAAAGGAGUCCAUCAAAUACCAAGUGUCACUGGCUGACGGAAUGAAAAUGGAGGGCUGCAGUCCUCUCCGCAACAGCCUGGCUUCGAUGAGUGCCCAAACUCCCGCAACACACCACCCCAUCCCGACCUACCCAUACUCUCUCCCAACACCACACGAAUACGGCAGCAGUCUUUUCCACCCCGGUAGCCUGCUGGGUGGAUCUUCAUCCAGCUUUACGCCGAAGUGUAAAAGCAAAGCCCGGUCAUGCUCAGAGGGGCGCGAGUGUGUCAACUGCGGUGCCACCUCCACCCCACUGUGGCGGCGGGACGGGACAGGCCACUACCUGUGCAAUGCCUGCGGCCUGUACCACAAGAUGAACGGCCAGAACAGACCUCUCAUCAAACCCAAACGCAGACUGUCGGCUUCGAGACGAGCUGGCACCUGCUGCGCUAACUGUCAGACCACCACCACCACCCUUUGGAGGCGUAACGGCAAUGGCGACCCGGUGUGCAACGCCUGCGGGCUCUACUACAAACUGCACAACGUCAACAGGCCAAUGACCAUGAAGAAGGAGGGCAUCCAGACACGCAACCGCAAGAUGUCCAGCAAGUCCAAGAGGGGCAAACGGUCCGGAGAUGGCUACGAUGAGCUGUCCAAAUGCAUGCAUGACAAGUCCUCUCCCUUCGGUGGUGGCCCCGGCCUGGCUGGACACAUGACCCACAUGGGCCACCUUCCCACCUUCAGCCACUCCGGACACAUGCUGCCCACUCCCACUCCCAUCCACCCCUCCUUCGGCCAUCCUCACCACCACUCCGGACGGUCGCCGGCCUGGGCUGAGCAUUGAAGCCUCCUGAAGCCCCUUCAUCACACCUCCACCCCAUCAUCACCACUACUGCUUCUGUUUCUAGAGGGGUAAUUGGGAUCACUGUCAGUAGGACUUUGUUUUGCCUGGCCUCAUUGAGAGAAUUAUGGAGAGGAGACGUGACUGAAGGGAGAGAGAACGUGAGAGGGUGAAAGUGAAGCCGAACAUGGGCGUGUUGAGUUGCUCCCUUAAAGUUGCCUUUUUUUACUAAGUCACUUUGGUACCCCCUCCCACCCUAUGAGAGAAGAGAUGUGAGGUAUUGGGAGAACCACUGCUUUCCCCUCCUGAACCUCUGUAGUGUACUGAGACCAGCCCCCCUGUGGGUACGAGAGACUUUCUGAAACAGCCUCCCCACACAUGUACAUGCAUACACACACACACACCACUGACCCCAUCACCCCUCACAUGCUGGAAUACACACCACCCACCUGGUCCCCCUGGACGUUAUGGAAAAAAUAAGCAAGCAAACAGAAAGUUUAUAUAAAGUUAAUAAUUGUUAUUAUUGUUGUUAUAAUUGAUGUUAUACUUGUUAUGAUAAUUUAUUUUCACUCUUUUUGCUUUCUUCAGAACACAAGGAUAUUGUUACGAUUAUAAUUUCAUUGUUAUUAUGUAAAGAAAAGAACACUGACUAAUGUUAGACGAGACAUUGUUCCUGAGCUGUACGUUUUUAUCAUUUUCCAUCUCACAAAAUAAAGGAAAUAAAGUUUGAAUACUAAAUAA